AUGUCAAAGAUCGGGAUUGGUUCUCGUAUUGUUCUUGGCAGGACCAUUAUCCUGUUGUUCACUACGCUUUACAUUGUUAUGUACGACAAAGUUCCAACGGUUCACGUGCAAGGUGUAGCCGGAAAGAAGGCGUCACUGCCAUGCGACACACAACCGCUCUCUUCAGACGAUCAAGUGGCGAUGGUGCUGUGGUUUAAGGAAUCUGAUGGGGAGCCUUUGUACAGCUACGAUGUACGUGGUCGCGCCUUAAGCCAACCGAAGCUCUGGUCGUCUCCUUCUGGAUUUGGAUCGCGGGCGUUCUUCCGUGCCGCCGCUAUCCCCGCCACUCUUCUCCUGGACAACGUUUUCACCAGCGACGCCGGCGUCUACCGCUGCAGGGUCGACUUUAAGAACUCGCCUACUAGGAAUCUGAGGCUCAAUUUCACCGUUAUAACACCACCUAACCGGCCAGUAAUACUAGACGCGAAAACGAGAGAUCAAACACGUUUAUUGGAGCCUUACGAUGAAGGCGAUACGUUGGAAUUGAUAUGUGAAGUUCAAGGAGGUGAACCGAGGCCGCGGCUGACAUGGUAUUUGGAGAAUACCGUUAUAGAUGACUCCUUUGAACAGCAGAGUGACGGCAUAACUGUCAAUACGCUGACCUUCCCCAGCAUCGGACGGCAGCAUCUGAAUGCGAGGUUGAUCUGCCAGGCCUCGAACACCAACCUGGCGCCGCCACAAACAAAAUUGCUCAUCUUGGAGAUAAAUCUAAGGCCGCUCACCGUCCAAAUAUUGAGCAAGACCCGUCAGCUGUCUGCUGACAGGAGCUACGAAAUUGAAUGCAAGUCGACUGGAUCUAGACCGGAGGCACAGAUGACCUGGUGGAAGGGCACGCGUCCCUUGAGGAGGAAUGCCAAAACGUUCUCCGAUACGAACUCGACAUUGAGCGUUUUAAAUUUCAUCCCGGAAGCAGAAGACCACGAGAAAAAUCUCAUUUGUCGAGCGGACAAUCCACGCCUUCACAAUGCUGUCAUCGAAGAUUUUUGGAAACUGAAUGUGCAUUAUGUGCCUAUAGUGACUUUAAAGAUGGGCUCGACACUAAAUCCGGGCCAUAUUAAAGAAGGUGAAGAUGUUUAUUUUGAAUGUCACGUCAAAGCCAACCCCAAGGCGACCAGGCUCUCGUGGUACAAAGGGGCAAAAGAGAUUCAACAGAACGCUAGUACGGGUGUAAUUUUUAGCGAUCAAAGUCUUGUAUUGCAAGGGGUGAAUAGGUCAUCUUCCGGAGACUACAGUUGCCUUGCACACAACAGCGAAGGCAGUGCCACGAGCAACUCCGUCACACUGCAAGUGAGAUAUGCUCCACUAUGUAAGAUAUUGAUUGAAGACGACGUGUAUGGUGCCCUAAAACGAGAAACCAUUGAACUGCUUUGCUCGGUUGAUUCUAGCCCGCCCCCUUCAGCGUUCACGUGGAUUUUGAAUAGCUCUGUAGGCCAGACUGAGUUAAGACCAAGUCAGUACACGAACUAUAAUUACACGUCUACGUUGCGAUACACACCGAUGUCAAACAUGGACUACGGCACUAUAUUUUGUUUCGCAAUAAACGCAGCUGGUAGACAAGAAGUGCCAUGUGUGUAUAAGAUUGUCGCCGCAGACCGGCCGUCGCCUCUUCAGAAUUGUUCGAUAGUUAAUCAAAGCACAAACAGCCUCGCGGUUGAAUGCAUCGAGGGCUUUGACGGGGGUCUUCCUCAAAUUUUCUACAUGGAGGUAUUAGAAUUGCCUUCGUUGGUGGUUCGAGCUAACAUAUCGUCUAACUUCACGCCCAGUUUCGAAUUGCUCGGAAUCGACAGUAGAGUUAGCUACAUGGUUAACUUGUAUUCUAGUAAUGCUAAAGGAAGAAGCGAAAUGGUCACUUUAUACACGAUUGCUCUUAGACCUCCGGACAAGUUUACAGGAACAAGCAACAGUAUUUCUCUAUCGCCGAUGCUACUCUCACUCCUCACGACGGCCGCCUUUCUGAGUGCAGCGGUUUGUGGCGUCAUUGCGGCCUUGUAUAGACGCCACGUUGCGAGACACCACAAGCACCCGCCUUCAACCAAUGCUUUAUAUUCGGAAGAUAGCGUUGACUCGUUCCCUAGGAGGGAUAAAAUUGAAGACGUCACUUAUUCCGCCUCGCCUAAAGUCGACUACAGCAGUCAGUAUGAGCUUAAGAUGGACACCGGUGAAUUAGAAGAAACGGAUCCCGAUAUCAUACCAUUUCAUUAUGAGAAAAAGCCAAUGGACGAAUACAGUAAGCCGCCGUUUCAAGAAAAUGAUCCAAUGAGGAUAUACAAGGAGCAUUCAUUAUCUAGUACUAAUGUAGCGUUCGUGAACAGGGGUGUCAACGCUCGUAGUGCUGACAUCGCGGCGUCACGUCUACGGCCGGAGGUGGUGACUGCUUCAAGGAGGGUGAAAGAGAGCUGCAUU
Molecule: messenger RNA, 2442 nt
Organism: Iphiclides podalirius (scarce swallowtail)
Lineage: Eukaryota; Metazoa; Arthropoda; Insecta; Lepidoptera; Papilionidae
Source: the annotation of a GenBank genome assembly